AUGGCCGACGGUGGUAGCGAUCGUGACGGGCAAAAUGGUGUUGACCCCGCGGGACAGCAGCAGCAGCAGAUUUUUGUGCCCGUUGUGACGACACACCAGCAUCAGCAGCCGUUCAUUCCAGUUUCUUCGGCUCAGCAGCAGUUCCCAACCUUCCCACCCCACCAAACGCAAGCGCCGCAGCAAUCGAUAACCCAGAGCCAGAUGCAACAGCAACAAAUCAUGGCUCAGGUGAUUAAGCUGCAGCAGCAGUCCGACGACGACAGAAAGCAGCUUUUUCGCAGCAUCUCGUCGUCGAUUAACGUGCAAGUAUCACCUAACCCGGAACAGAUCCUUGACUCCUUGGCCAGCAAUAUCAAGGAAUUCCGGUAUGAGGCCGAAAGCAACGCUACUUUCGCGGCCUGGUACUCUCGAUACGACGACCUUUUCGAGAAGGAUGCUGCAAGGUUGGACGACGAAGCGAAAGUUCGCCUGCCUAUGCGAAAACUGGGUUUAUCGGACCAUGAACGGUACGUGAGCUAUAUUCUCCCGAAACUUCCAAAUGAGUUUAGUUUCGCUCAGACAGUUGUCAAGCUCAAGAGCCUGUUUGGAGCGAAAGAGUCGGUUAUCAGCCGUCGAUACCGAUGCCUGCAGAUCGCGAAGAACCCCACUGAGGAUCAUGUGGCGUUCGCGUGCAGGGUGAACAAGGCUUGCGUGAAGUUUGAACUGGGGAAACUCACCGAGGAGCAGUUUAAGUGCUUAGUGUACGUGUGUGGCCUGAAAUCGGAGAACGACGUCGAGAUUCGCACUGGUAUCCUCACGAAAAUCGAGUACAACAACGACGUCACUUUGGAGCAGCUCUCCGAAGAGUGCCAGCGCUUAUUCAAUCUGAAGCACGACAGCGCGAUGAUUGAAUCUCAGGCUCCGUACAGCGAAGUACAAGUGUGCAAAGUACCGGAGACCCGGAAGCAAGAAGAAGAAAGAACCACGACCAAGGUGGUGGUUGUCGACGUGUGCAGCGUGCAGCAACGGCGCAGAUUUGUCUCCGUUGGCCUAUCCGGAACGGACAUCCGGCUGCAACUCGACACCGCCUCGGACAUCACCGUAAUCAGCAGGGAAAGUUGGAAAAAGCUUGGCAGCCCUGCACUAUCGGCCUCAACGGUGAAAGCGAAGACAGCGUCCGGCAACAUCUUGUCACUCGAUGGGGAAUUCGAGUGCGACGUCACCAUCGACGAAAACACACAGCGUGCGUUGAUCCGUGUCACCGAGAACAAACUCCAUCUACUCGAUGCGGAUCUGGUGGACGUCUUUAACCUCUGGUCCGUGCCCAUGGACAGUUUCUGUUGCCACGUGUUGGGUUCUCCUACGACGACCGCUGCACUCAAGUCGUCUUUCCCCAACGUUUUCAGCGAGCAGCUCGGCUUGUACAGCAAAACGAAAGUGAAGUUGGAGCUGAAAGAAAGUGUUCGACCCGUAUUCUACCCGAAGCGUCCGGUUGCGUAG
This is a messenger RNA of Aedes albopictus (Asian tiger mosquito), 1479 nucleotides long. RefSeq lists its product as uncharacterized. The transcript is spliced from 4 exons. The record is from RefSeq and is a predicted model, not a curated record. Bases 1 to 1479 code for a protein of 492 amino acids. NCBI's taxonomy places the organism in Eukaryota, Metazoa, Arthropoda, Insecta, Diptera, Culicidae.